AUGUCAAAUAUUCAACCUAUACAACCAGUAAAGAAGUUGAAUAGUGGUUUUGAUAGAGAAACACUGACAGAAGAACCCAUGAGUGACAUAGAAAAGCCUCAAAAAAAGAAAAGAAGACCAACUUCUAAGACAUUCCAUGGUUGUGAUUCAUGUAGGUCGAGACGUAUAAGAUGUGACUUAGCUAAACCAGGAUGUAAAAAUUGUGAAAAAGUUAAGAUGGAAUGUCCGGGAUAUGGUAUAACAUUAUGGUGGUUGAGUUCUCCCAAGUUCACCAAGAGUGGUGAUAUCAUCAAUUCACUGAUUGCAUUUAAAAGUUCAAAUAGAAUUAUGGAUGAGAACGCAUCUUCAGCAAAUCCUACUAGAAGAAGAUUAUUAGAGUUUGUUAAAUGGGAAAAGGGUACAAAUUCAGAACCUUAUGAAACUUAUGAAGAUUUAGAUCGUGAUUUAAUGAUUUUAGAUAAUUCUGAGAUGGAUGAAAUGGUUGGUAGAUUAGGUAAAACCAAGUCAUUAGGUCCAUUUGGUGUUUUCAGUAAUCACAAUAGAGCAUAUCAUAACGGUAGAGUCAACAAACCUUUAGCUUCCAGAAAAAGAAUGGCUAAAAAUCAAAGAGGGCAAUAUCGGGACAAAAUUGUCUCCGGGUCUAAAGUGGUUACCCCAUCUUCAUUAUAUCCAACUCCUCUAUUACAACCAAAUGAAGGAGAGGAAAUCGGUAACGAACAAUUAUGGUUAUCAAAUGAGUUAAGGGACGAUGCCUUAUUAACUGCUGCAGCUUUAGGGGGUGACACCCACUUAUUAGAUUUCAUGAAUAAUUUCACUCAAUUAACCCAACAUAAUAAUUAUACCUCCCCUCAUGCAAAUCAACAUGUUCAAGCACAAUCACCAGCCAACAAUCAUGAAUUACAACAUAUGCAUCAACAACCAGUUCACCAAGUAGCACAACAUUUACAACAUCAACAAGCUCAAAAUCGUCAAAAUCAAUCCAAUGUCAUAUCAAAUCCUAACGAAUUUUUGAAUCUUUUGUUUCACAAAAAUCAAUAUAAUACCCAACAAGCUACUAAUUUUUCCCCGGUUUCAAUCGCUGCAACCCCAAACAAUGGGAAUAAUUUGAAUUCUGAUCCUUUAAGUUUGAAUAAUUUAGUACCACCUGAAUCCAAUAUUUUAAUCGAUCCAACUAAUCAGCAUUUAUAUUAUUCGAAUUAUAAUAAUUAUUUCUAUGACAAUCCUUACAAACAGAACAAGAAUUUAGAAAUUUAUUUGCAUGCUUCAUCAAAUAAUCCUCAUCAUAAAAUAGAUGAUGAUAUUGAUGGUGAUGGCGAUUCUCAUAAUACCAAAAUGCCAUCCACCAUUAUGAAUGUUGUUCAAAGUCCAUUGCAACCAACUUUAGGAUUCCAUUUGUUAACUCCAAACUCAUUAUCUGUUGGAUUACCAACUACUGCAUUACAAAUUCAACCUUUAACUAGAUAUUUGUUAAAUUAUUACGUUACCAAUGUUGCUGAUUUAAUGACAGUCUUGCCAUUAACUGAAAGUCCUUGGAAAACAAUUUAUUUCCCAAGAGCUUUAAUGGCCAUUGGAGAAUUGAGUGCCUUAGGUAAAACCUCGACAGCUAAGAAUGCUUUAUUGAAUGCCUUAUUAGCUGUGUCUGCUUUCAAUUUACAAUCCAAAUUCCCUAAAAAUAGUGACACCAUGAAAUUUUAUUUGAACUUAGGUAUCAGAUUAAGAAACCAAGCCAGUUUGUUCAUCAAGAAGUUAUUGGGAUCUUCUAAUGAUACUCAAUUAGAGAUUGAGAAAUGUCUUAAAAAUGAAAAAUAUAAAGAUGUUUUAUGUGCUGUCAUGUCAAUGAUUUCAGUUGAUUUGGUUUGGGGAACAAUGCAAGAUACUGGAUUCUAUAUCAAAUGGUGUGGUAAAGUCAUUGCUACCAAAAUGCAAAAUAAGAAAAAAUUAUCACCAAAAGCCAGAAUUUUACAUAGAAUUUUCCUGUCAUUAAAGAUUAUUCAAGACUCAACUUGUUUAUCUUUAGAAGAUAUAAGAUCAGAUUAUAAAUCUAUCGAUGAAAAUGGUUACGAUAUCAACGGGGAAAAUUUUAUAAAACAAAACAUUGAAACUAAAAAGAGCAAUAUCAAUUAUAUUGUCAAUGAAAAUGAAAAUAAAGACGACGAAGAAUCUAACAAUCAAACAAAUAAUAAUACCACACCUUUGUUCAUCAAUAAAAAGUUGAUCAACACCAAGAAUCACAAUGAAAAUUUCGCUACUGAUGCCUUAUAUGGAUUACCCAACUCCUUGAUUAAAUUGUUCUCCAGAACAGUUCAACUUAUCAGAAGAAAAAUUUAUAAUGAAAAGCAUCUCAAUCAAGUACCUAAGAAUUUCGAUAUCGAUGUUGAAGAUUUGAAUAAUGAAUUAAUCAAUUGGACUUUGGACUGGAAAUUAUUUGUCAUAGUUAACGAUGAAAAGAAUUUCUAUUCUCCAAUGCAUGAAGUCACUUAUCAUCAUAUCAUGUCAUUCUACUACGGAUUAACCAUUUAUUUCAAAAGAUUAGUCAAACAAGAGAAUCCUACUGAUUUACAAGAUAAAGUCAAAUUAACUUUGAGCCAUUUGAAUUCCAUUCAAAAAUUGAUUGUUAAAGAAAAUGUGGGAAUUAUCCCAUUAUUCUGGCAAGGGUUUAUUGCAGGAUGUGAAGCUACAUCUUCUGAAUUACAAAUGGGAUAUAAGAAAUGGGGUGCUGACAUCUCUCAAUAUUUAGGUAGUUAUUGGGGAGCUAGACAAAUCAUGUUGGAAGUAUGGAGAAGAAAAAGACUUAGUUUAUCUAAAGAUGAUUGGGUUGGUGUUAUUAAUGAUUGGGAAAUGAAUUUAAUGUUAAAUUAG
Molecule: messenger RNA, 2859 nt
Organism: Yamadazyma jaroonii
Lineage: Eukaryota; Fungi; Ascomycota; Pichiomycetes; Serinales; Debaryomycetaceae
Source: the annotation of a GenBank genome assembly